Messenger RNA from Sorex fumeus (smoky shrew), 988 nucleotides. Its product is annotated as protein tyrosine phosphatase type IVA 1-like. Lineage: Eukaryota; Metazoa; Chordata; Mammalia; Eulipotyphla; Soricidae. Gene Ontology annotation, molecular function: phosphatase activity. Gene Ontology annotation, cellular component: nucleus. The record is from RefSeq and is a predicted model, not a curated record. Gene Ontology annotation, biological process: dephosphorylation.
UUAACCUGGACACAGAAGCGUGGAAUUAAGAUUCACAGAUCAUUUUACAAGAGUUCUGACCUGGAUGUGGUAAACCUCAGUGCACUUCCUUUCUAUUGCCUCAGUAUUACUGGAUUGAAGAGUUGCUGCUUCUUAUUAGGAGGCUCAUUCCUCAUUACUCCCAACUCCAUUGCUCGAAGCACUGGGAAUUUCAAGUGGAGUAUAUUGAAGUGGACUCAGUUUCUUUGCAUCAUUUCUGCAUUCAAUUUUUAAAAUUCUUUCAUAACUGAGUGUUUUUUUAACUAAAUUUACAUGGCUCAAAUGAACCACCCAGCUCCUGUGGAAGUCAUAUACAAGAACAUGAGAUUUCUUAUUACAGACAAUCUAACCAAAGCAACCUUAAACAAAUUCAUAGAGGAACUUCAGAAGUAUGGAGUUACCACAAUAGUAAGAGUAUGUGAAGCAACUUAUGACACUACACUUGUGGAGAAAGAAGGCAUCCAUGGUCUAGAUUGGCCUUUUGAUGAUGGUGCAUCACCAUCCAACCAGAUUGUUGAUGACUGGUUAAGUCUUGUAAAAAUUAAAUUUCGAGAAGAAUCUGGUUGUUGCAUUGCUGUUCAUUGUGUUGCAGACCUUCGGAGAGCUCCAAUACUUGUUGCUCUAGCAUUAAUUUAAGGUGGGAUAAAAUCAGUACAGUUCAUUAGACAAAAGUGGCAUGGAGCUUUUAACAGCAACCAACUUUUGUAUUUGGAGAAGUACCAUCCUAAAAUACGGCUGCAUUUCAAAGACUCAAAUGGUCAUCAGAACAAUUGUUGCAUUCAAUAAAACUGAGGUACCCAAUGCCAUUGCCUUGGAAAUGGAACUUGAGAUAGGAUCUAAUUUGUCGUAGGUACUGGCCAACGUGUUGGCUUGGUGAAUAAGUCUAAUGAAGCUUCCAUGGAAAACAGUUUCACCAGUCCACAAGCUUGACAGAAUUGCACCCUCUGUAUUUGGCUUAUGAUCAACCUAU